Acinonyx jubatus (cheetah) is the source of this 2342-nucleotide messenger RNA. RefSeq names its product urocortin (gene UCN). The transcript has 2 exons. Lineage: Eukaryota; Metazoa; Chordata; Mammalia; Carnivora; Felidae. Gene Ontology annotation, biological process: negative regulation of feeding behavior. Bases 800 to 1180 code for a protein of 126 amino acids. Gene Ontology annotation, molecular function: hormone activity. The record is from RefSeq and is a predicted model, not a curated record. Gene Ontology annotation, cellular component: extracellular region.
AAAUACCACUUUGGGGCAAACUCAGUAGAUGGACCCACCUUUGUGGUCUGAAAGCACCCAGAGGCCAGAGACCCUCCUUUUAAUGGUGCCUCACCUAGACUGCCCUAGAAUUUAGACCACGGGGCUGGAAUAAGAUCAAGAAUCCCGCCUGCCUUGCUGCCUCUGGGGUGGUAACCAGAGUCCUAGCUGGGAGCCAGCUGUGCUCCUGAUCGCCUUAGGUUGCGGAACUGCUAGCCAGGCUAGGGGCUAGGUCUGAGCAGCACAACCUCUCAGUGCCUCUGGCCCCUUCUAGAGGCAAACAGCAGGGUGGGCGCCACUGACAGCCCAGCGGUCCAGCCUCUCUUUUGUGUGCCACGGGAGACUGGCUACCUGACUGGUCUGAUCUGGGGAUCGCCCUAGUCCCUGCCGGCAGGUAGAAGACUCUCUCUCUCUCUCUCUCUCUCUCUCUCUCUCAUGGCUCCCAGCACAGUCUCUCUCAUGGCCCCGCCGGCUUCUCGCUCUCCUAAAUCUGGGGCCGCUUCCAGCCCUGGCGCCAGAACGCAGAGUCUCUGGUUCUGAGAUGCGCCCCUCCGGGUCUCGCAAGUGGCCGGACUCGAGGCUGCGGCCGUCAUUGCUUCUACAAUCAGUGCAUGUUCCUCGCUGACGUCAGUAGGAGCUGUCCGGGAGCUAUAUAAGGCUGGCGGCGGUCCCGGGACAGACCCCGUGUUCCCCAAGGCGCCCUCAGCCCGCCCGGGGGACAGAGACUGGAGCGCCGUCCUGCAACGUGCAGACGCUCUCCGGCAACCUGGCCGGCGGCACCAUGAGGCAGGUGGGACGCGCGGCGCUGCUGGCGGCGCUGCUGCUCCUGGCGGCGCUGCGCCCGGGGAGCAGCCAGUGGAGCCCGGAGGCGGCGGUCGCGGGGGUCCGGGACCCGAGUCUGCGCUGGAGCCCUGGGGCGCGGAACCAGGACGGCGGGGCCCGCGCGCUACUCUUGCUGCUGGCCGAGCGCUUCCCGCGCCGCGCGGGGCCGGGAGGAUGGGGACCCCGGACUGCGGGAGAGCGGCCAAGACGGGACGACCCUCCGCUAUCCAUUGACCUCACCUUCCACCUGCUGCGGACCCUGCUGGAGCUGGCGCGGACGCAGAGUCAGCGGGAGCGCGCCGAGCAGAACCGCAUUAUAUUCGAGUCCGUGGGCAAGUGAUCUUCGGGGGGGGGGGGGGUCUGCGGCCACGAGAACCUCGACCCCCGUCCUCCACCCCCUGGGCCGGGACGUGCGCGACUGGAACUGACCCAGUCCCGCCGGGCUAUAGCGGCCCAGGGAUGCCCUGAGCACUCUGUGCGUCACCAGUUUUUAAUAAAAGUGCUAUAGAGCCUUUGGCCUCGGUUGUGGGGCGCAGGGAGCCACGGCAGGAUGGGAGCCCGGGGGAAAGUGCGGCCUCCUAUGCCGGCGGGAGGGAACCAGAUGCUGCAUGAGGGCUCCCGCAGAACGGCUUUCAGCCAGGGACCCAUGUCCCCAUCGCCCCCAGGAACUCAAGUCCUGGUGCCGUCGCACCACCCCGACACUCCUCCCCUGGCACUGGGCUAGCGAACCCGUGCCCUACAGGGGUCAUUCCACUUCCGCCCCCCCAAAUGAUCCCAGAUCGGGAGAAGGGCGGGAUGAUGGUGGGGUCGCCUCCGAAGCCGAGGCUGAGAGUGAGCAGUGAAAGGAGCUGCGGGUUUGGACUCGUUAGCCCUUUAUUGAGUCCCUCCCCCGUGGCGGGGCGCCGAGCUGUGUGGCGCGGUGGUCUCUGCGCAGGUCCUCCGCGACCCGAGCGCCAGGCCCCAGGUGCGCGGGCUCCCCAAAGCGGGGGCGGGUCAGUGCCCGCCGGUGCCUGGGAAAGAAAGCUCGGUGGGCAGGCGCUCCGAAGGUACUUGGCGGCUCCGGACCCCAGCUCACCCACUUUCCCCAGUGGGUUUCUCCUCUACCUCCCGACCCAACUCGGUCUUCCCAAGCCCCAGAGUAAAGGCUGGUGGGAAAGUGUACUUCUGCACGCGCGCUAGGGGGCGCGCCCCUCCUGCCGGGGGUUGGGAGGCUCCCAGCGAUCCCCGUGCCCCGUGCCAUCAUCGAAGAGGGGACCGGAGCGUAGGGCCAGCCCCGCCAGGCCCUUCAGGCCACACUCACCUUCCGGCCCAUCCGGCCGCUCUUCCUCUGGCCCCGCGCUGCCCUCGUCUCCCUCCAACGCCACCUCCUCAUCCUCUUCCUCCCCGGAAGCGCCUGGCCCCAAGGAAAGCGCGGUGAGGUGGGAGUCCCGCUUCUCUGGUCGUGACCCCCCCCCCCCCACCGCGCCCCUCUGGACACCCGGUCCCCGCGGCCUGCCGCCCCC